AUGGGUCUGGUCGCAAGGACAAAGUCUGCGGACAGGGCUGUGGGGUGGCUGGGGCUUUGCUCGGUGGCUGUGCUAGCCCAUUGCCCUGGCUGCACCGCGUGGGCUGGCACGUGGGAGGGCUGGGCGGCCAUAGCAGCAGAGAUGGCACUGAGCCACCGCGUACCCCGCGAGGUGCUGAGCGAGGCUGACCUGGAGGAGGUGGCACAGCGGAAACUUCCCACCAAGCCCUCACUGCGCAGCUAUCUCCACAAGACCAGAUGCUCAACCUCCACUGCCAAGUCCCUGCUCUUCCAAUUCCUGCCCUUCCUGCGCUGGCUGCCUCGCUACCCGGUCAAGGAGUGGCUCCUGGGGGACAUCACCUCAGGCUUCAGUGUGGGCAUCAUGCACCUGCCCCAGGGCCUCGCCUAUGCACUGCUGGCCGGGCUGCCACCUGUCACCGGUCUCUAUUCCUCCUUUUACCCUGUCUUCCUCUACUUCUUCUUCGGGACGUCCAGGCACAACUCCGUGGGCCCCUUUGCCGUCAUCUCUGUCAUGAUUGGGAGUGUGACAGAGUCCCUGGUGCCCAGUGAGAACUUCCUAGAGGCCGUCAAUGGCACCAAUGUCACGAUGGUCAAUGAGGAACGGCGCGAUGCUGCCAGGGUGGAGCUGGUGGCCGCCAUCACUGUCCUGACAGGCAUCUUCCAGGUGGUCCUGGGCCUCCUGCAGUUUGGCUUCGUGGUGACCUACCUCUCAGACCCGCUGGUGCGUGGCUACACGACUGCUGCCUCUGUGCAUGUCCUCGUCUCCCAGCUCAAGAACGUCUUUGGGGUCUCCCUGGGUGAGCACUCAGGGCCACUCUCAAUGUUCAUGACCUUCAUUGAGAUCUGCCAGAAGCUGCCAGAGACCAACGUGGGCACUCUGGUGACAGCCAUCAUUGCCAUGGUGGCCAUCUUCAUCGUGAAAGAGCUCAACCACAAGUUCGCCGCCAAGCUGCCCAUGCCCAUCCCCAUAGAGCUUAUCACGAUCAUCAUCUCCACCGGCAUCUCCUAUGGCGUGAACCUGAAGACCAAGUUUGGCAUCUCUGUGGUGGGCAACAUCCCCAGUGGGUUGAAGCCGCCUGUGGUCCCUAACUUCAGCUACUUUGGACAGGUGGUGGGCAAUGCCUUCGCCAUUGCUGUGGUGGGCUACGCCAUCUGCAUCUCUCUGGGCAAGAUCUUUGCCCUUAAGCACGGCUACAAAGUGGACAGCAACCAGGAGCUGAUCGCACUGGGCUUCUGCAACUUCCUGGGGGGCUUCUUCCAGUGUUUUGCCAUCAGCUGCUCCAUGUCACGGAGCCUGGUGCAGGAGAGCACCGGGGGCAACAGCCAGGUAGCUGGUGUCAUUGCAUCCCUGGUCAUCCUGGUGACCAUCGUGAAGAUUGGAGAGCUCUUCCGUGACCUGCCCAAGGCCAUCUUGGCUGCCAUCAUCAUCAUCAACCUCAAGGGCAUGUUCAAGCAGUUCAGUGACAUCCGCACGCUCUGGAAAUCUAACCGGGUGGAUCUGAUGGUCUGGAUUGUGACAUUUGUGGCCACCCUCUUGCUGAACUUGGACAUUGGCCUGGGGGUGUCAGUGGCCUUCGGGCUGCUCACUGUCAUCUUCCGCACCCAGCUCCCCCACUACUCUAUCCUGGGGCGCAUCUCUGACACCGAUAUCUACAGGGAUGUGGCUGAAUACCAGAUGGCACAGGAGGUCCCCGGGGUGAAGAUCUUCCGCUCCUCCUCCACCCUGUAUUUUGCCAACGUGGAGCUGUAUGCUGAGGCCCUGAAGAAGAAGAGCGGCAUCAACGUGGACCGCCUCAUCGAGAAGAAGAAGAAGGCCCUCAAGAAGCUGAAGAAACAGCAGAAGAAAGCGGAGAAGGAGAAUGCAAAGAGGAAAAAGGAUGCAGAGGACAGGCUUAAUGGCCCAGGUGUGGCAGUGAUCGAGCUGAGCGGGGCCGAGGGCAGCACACCCCCCAAGCCCACCCUGCGCACCCUAGGGCUGCCCCAGCCCAGCUUCCAUGCUGUCGUCUUGGACUUCAGCCCUGUCAGCUUCAUGGACACUGUCUCCAUCAAGAUCCUGAAGAACAUCUUCAGGGAUUUCCAUGAGAUAGAAGUGGACGUCUUUGUUGCUGGCUGCCCAGUGCCUGUCCUGGCCCAGCUGGAGCGGAGCAACUUCUUCAGCUCGGCCAUCACCAAGCACUCCUUCUUCCCCUCGGUGCAUGAUGCCGUGGUCCACAUUGGUGCAGAGCAGCACCAAGCCUCAGUGGACCUCAGCACCAGAAUGUAGCCCUGUGAGAGGACGAUGUCUCCCCAGAGAGCUGGGCAGCCGAGGUGAAGCUUUGCUGCCCCAACGGCACCAACCCACCCACCCCGGCGCCCGCAGACCUUGUACCCUCACCGGCCCCUCUGGACUCCGGCAGCUGGGGCCCUGCCCCGCCUGUGACCUCCCACUGCAUUGAAGCCGCCGCCGGCCGAGGGCCCCACGCCCCGCUCCGGCACAGGGACGUCACGCCAAGGUGCCGCCCAGGAGCCCCUGCUCAGCCCCAGCAAUGGGCUGGGCCCUGGUUGCGGUGUGGUGGAAGGACCCUCCGGACCCAGCCGAGGGGGGCCACCUCCCGGCGGCGGGUUGGCGUCGCGGAUAAAACCGUGUAGCGUUUCUCAGGCUUCGUUUUAAUGCACUUUCCUCAAUAAAGGUAACCCCAGGCCAGGCCGCCCAGCUGCACCCUGGCACCGGUAGGCACUGCCCCGGCCUGGCCCGCCCUGCCGGCAGGCUGGCCCGCCACCCCGCUCCCUCCGGCCUCUUUCCGCCACUUUUCCCCUCGGGGCCGCGGCCUAGGGCUCGGUACGGCUGAGGUUCCGACCCCACCCCCCACCUCGGGACCCUCCCGUCCGCGGGGCCUGUCGCCGCCGCGCCCUCCCGCCACCAGGGGGCGCCGCUACGCGCACAUCUCUUUGC
Molecule: messenger RNA, 2952 nt
Organism: Phalacrocorax carbo (great cormorant)
Lineage: Eukaryota; Metazoa; Chordata; Aves; Suliformes; Phalacrocoracidae
Source: RefSeq, a predicted model, not a curated record